Molecule: messenger RNA, 750 nt
Organism: Nilaparvata lugens (brown planthopper)
Lineage: Eukaryota; Metazoa; Arthropoda; Insecta; Hemiptera; Delphacidae
Product: formin-like protein 20
Exons: 3
Coding region: 1-750 (249 amino acids)
Source: RefSeq, a predicted model, not a curated record
AUGAGCCGCCUCACACAAAAUAAUCCAGGGGUCGGCCCAUUUGUCAGCCAGCUCCUCAUCUCGCCCCCACCACCAGUCACCCCACCACCACAACCAGUCACCCCACCACCGCCGCCAGUCAUCCAACCACCACCCACCAAUCAUCCAACCGCCACCAGUCCCCACCACCACCGCCAGUCACCCCACUACUACCACCAGUCAUCCAGCCGCCGCCAAUCAUCCCACCGGCCGAGGCCAAGACGGCUUCAAUUUGGCAGUAGCCCCUCAUCACACCAAUCAGCCUCACCGCAGGAUCCAAUAAUACAAACUUCCACAAGGAACAGGGUGAUCCCUAGAGUUCCCACGCCUCCCACGCCUCUCGAGAACUGGGUGCUAGCAAACUUGGAGGAGAACCUUAGGAACUGGGGAUUGCUGAAUUCUGGACAAAACCAGACUCCAACGCCAGCUUCCCCUUCACAAGAAUUGGAGUCUCUAGCCGGAUUGAGCUUUUAUCCUGAGGAUGAUCCACCUCCUCCUUACAACCCUGAGUGGGGAGUUGCCUUCAGAGACAGACAACAGCAAGCAGGCAGUCCUCCACCUGCCGAGGAGGUUUUAGACUAUGAAAUGGAUGAAGAGGAUCGAUGUAAAACAUUGAGGGUGCUAACAGCUCUGUCAGUGGUCCAGCCAAUACCUCUGCCAAUGGUCCAGCCAUUAGCUCUACCAGUGGGUCAGCAUCCGCAAAUCAAAUCUUUGUUGAUGGAGAGGACAUAA